This is a messenger RNA of Porites evermanni, 6167 nucleotides long. The record is from the annotation of a GenBank genome assembly. Lineage: Eukaryota; Metazoa; Cnidaria; Anthozoa; Scleractinia; Poritidae.
AUGCCUGGAUAUGAGUUAUCUUCCGCGGACCGAUUAGUAAUCGACAAAAAAAAAUUAUGCCCUAAAUGUGAGGGCCUUCUUAGAGAAGCUGUGCAAACAAUAGCAUGUGGUCAUAGGUACUGCAAAACAUGCGUGGAAACGAUUCUUUGGUAAGUACGUCGUGUGCGUCGUCAUGUCCUAGACAGCUGAAAUAUCCUUAGCCUACCUCUUAAAGUAAGUAGUUAACUGAAGACAAAAGCUGAUAAAUGACUGGUAUAAUGCGAAUAGCUACGAUCGCUGUCGAUAACUGCGUGGCUAAUGUGGUGCAGAUAAAUGGUAACUGUACUUCAAGCCCCUGGUUGUUCAAAAAGGUGGAUAAUGCUAUCCACUGGAUAAAUCACUUUCCAGUGGAGAAAGCAUUACGUUUCUCUAUUACUUAUCCAGUGGACAGUGAUCUAUCCGGUGGAUAGCGUUAUCCAACGUUUGAUGAACUGGGACAGAUGAUAAUAAAUUUACUACAGUUAACUGGCAAACAAAAAUCAGAUAAAUACCCGAUAAUCAUGUAUUCUUCGUAUUACUGGUUGAUACACAUUGAUCCCUGUCCCUAAAUUUGCAGGCAAGAAGUUGGAAAGUGCAUCAUCGAUGGAUCAGAUAUUCAUAGAGAACAGGUUUGCCUUUUUUUUCGAUUAAGAGAUUUAUCGUUAGUGAAACCUUCGGAAUACAUUCUAUAGCCUGGAUCCAAACAGGCGCUCUAUGAGCCAAGCGAGACGAAAGCCGCCUUUCUUGUGUGGUUAUUUUAGGGUCUGUUUACAUGGAGGUGCGGGACCCCAGAUAGGUGAGGUAACACGUGGCGGGUCACCCCACCUAUAGCGUAAACGUGAUAAAAUUAAUAUGAGAGAUUAUAUAGACAGGCGGGUUACCUCACCUACCUGGGGUCCCCCACCUCCAUGUAAACAGUCCCUUAGUCAGAGAGUCUUCGUACGUAGAGUCUUAGUACGUAUACCUUUUAUCGCGCGCCACCCGGUUCCGUGAUGCUGCAUCCUCAUGCAUCCCCCCGCUCACCCCCUCCCCCCAACCCAUUUUGAUCCAUUUCGAUAAUCUCAGUUGGAAGAGCGCUUGAAUUCUGAGCGGGAGGCCCCGGGCUCAAACCCCGACCGACCCGAACAACAACCCUCGGUUUGGGCGAUCCCAUCAUUGGGCGGUGACGUCCUUCUUUCUCACGUUAAUUCGAAGGCGACGCAAAACCAUUCUCUUGUUCGAAAAGGGUAAAGAAAGUCUCUCCGUUGAUAUGGUCCACCUUUACUUCUACCAACACAUCACCAGCCACAAGUUACAUAUAUCAUACAUAAAUAGACCGAUACCAGACGCCAGUGGUGCCACUUUACGCUGACGUCCUAUUGUACUCUUAAUAGAAAGAUUUACAAUCACGUUUACCGCAGACUGCUAAACGUCAAUUUGAACCACGUGACCAAGAUUUAUUCUUAACAUGUCAUUUACACAUGAAAAAGGAGUUUCAUGUCAAGUUCAUGGAUCUAACUUGGAUCUAAGGUUUAAGUUUUGUGGUAAAAUUCAUUAUAAAUCCCUCUGUGAUAUAUUACCUAAAGAAGACACAAAAUGUUGUCUAAUCCGUCACCUUCGAAAAUAUUUGCCAACCUUUUCGUUUACUCUGCAUGAGUCAAGUAGUAACUGUUGUUUUUGAGUCUAAUGUAUGAUAGCAAUACUUUGUUUCGUAUCACUCUGCAGGUAUUUUUGGACCGCUUUGUUGAGCGUGAGAUACAGUCACUGUUGGUCCAUUGCAUUCAUCAAGAAGAAGGAUGUGAUUGGAAAGACGAGCUUAGAAAACGAGAGGUAACAACUAAGCUUCUACAUGAUGUUCAAAUAAGUCAUGAUGCACACUGAGAAGGGCGCUCCCAGUCGGGUUAAUCUUUGGCCGUGAAACACUGAAACAGGGUCACUCGUGAGGCAAAAAAUAUAUUUAAACAUUUUUAACGUACAUCCUGUCAUGAAAGUACCAAGAUUGCUUUAGAAGAUUUUUCGUCUUCUCUUGGGGCUAUUCAUUCUAUUAUGGUGCUUUAAUAGACCCUCUGUGAUGCCCAUGCUCGUAUCAGCUGGAUUAUCUGCGAAAUAUGUAGAGAUGUAGAUAUAAUAGACGAGAUAAAGAAGUUUUCAAUUAGACCGAGCGUGUAAGAACAUUAUCGGAGUAAUGAACAAUCUUCAAUUUGGCCAAAGAAGUUUAGGGCGCAUAAUUUAAUCCUCGUUUUGGAACAGGAAUGUUAUCAACGUGUGUCAGAAUAUUAUCAGAGUAAAGCGAUUUCAAAUUUGGCCUAAGUAGUAUAGUUCUUUUCCAACAUGCUAAUGAAGUCUCAGCCAAUACUGAAUAAGAGAAUACAAAACAAAAUUAUUGUAAUCGCGCGCGUCUUUCUUUUAUCGGUUUUGGCAACAAAACAUUUCCUUUAGUUCCAGUGAUCCUAGCUGGACAGUUGUCGAUUCUAAAACACAAUUCCUAGUGUAUUGUUUUAAAUUAUCGUUUAUAUUAUCUCGUUCAUUAUUGUCAUAAUUGUCAUGCAGAUCAAUUACGUGUUCUCGCAUGCUAGGAUCACGAAGCUGUGUGUGUAUACGUUCAAGUUCCAUGCGUUCAUUCAGAAUGCGGUGAACUGGUGACUAGAGCAAAUCUGGUGGAGCAUCUUGAAAAGUCGUGUCAAUUCAGAAUGGAAAAAUGUGACCACUGCCAGACACUUGUAGAGUUUGCAUUUUUGAAGGUAACAAUAACCCUCAUAAAAUUUGUUUUUUAUCCCUAAGUUGUCGUGAUUUGGGAUACGAUCCUUUUACUACGUUACUUUAAGCCUUAAAGUAUACUUUUACGUCUUCCUUUGCAACAAUAAAUUUCCUUGUUUUGAGAUAUAUAAUUCUUUGUUAUUAACGUCUUUAGGGACCACUCAUUUUUAAUUUCCCUUUUUUCUCACUCUUGUUGACUUUUUGCACAUUUCUUCAUUCCUCUAACCCGCUAACAACACAGAUCACCAGAAAUCGGUGCCGGUAUUAAGUCUCAUAAACAAGAGAUCUUUUCUUCUUAAUUCAAUACCCAGCCAGCCUGGAUACUUUGUUCGCAGUGACGGCUCUAAACUAGUGACUAUUAAAAUUCAUUAUGCACAGGAUCACCAGGACUCUCAGUGUCCCUCCGUCUCUGUGGCUUGCACAGAAUGUGGAAGAAAGGACAUUCCUCGUUCUCAGGUGAGCAAACUGAUGUUCACGAGCACUUUCUGCCCGUCAAACCAACCGAAAACCCGACAAAACCAAAAACGGUGCACUUGAAUGCUGUACCUGAGUCUAAAUUCAUUCUCUUUCUUGCUUCGAUAGGUCUUUUUUCCCUGGUACUCUGUAUUAGCAAGCUCCAGCUCGAAAAAAAAUCCAAAUACCAAUUUGAUUUGCAUGGAACGCAAGCACUUGUAUAAACGAUUUCUUAACGGCUAGCUCCUAGAUGUUUCGAGGGUGACAAAUUUAAAAAUUCACAUUUUACAUUGACUAUACAUAUACUUAUAGUUAUAAUGAAAAAAAAAAAAAAACGUUCGAGAUUUAACUUCGGUAGCUAUAUUUAUUACAUCAGAUGCCUGCCCAUAUUGAUCCGGUAAAUGGAGACUGAGGAAAUACAAUCAAGUUGUCCCUGGGCACAAAUUGGAUGCCCUGUGACAAAGGUAUGCAAAUACUUAAGAUUACUUACGCAAACAGCAAUCAUUUGGUAAUCUGUGGGUGGGUUACGUGUUUAUGAACGCUUCUCAGCAUUAAUACACUAUGUCGUUUUCGUUUUCUUUAGACUAUGAAGCUGCAAGAACGAAGGAAGCAUAAAGAGGAAAAUGCUUCCGGUCACUUGAUGCUCCUAUUUCAGACCGUAAUGCAGCUCUUCUCGAUGGUGCGGGAAUCUGGUCUUGUGUCAAUGAAUAGCGUAAAUCUACCAAAACAGAAAGAUUUGGAACGCCAUGCUAAACAAGUUGAGAAUAUACUGAAAAAAAAUGAAGAACUAAAAUCAAAACUGGUUCAACAAGAAGAAAGAAUACGGCAACUGGAAAGUUCUAGACAGAAUAGCUCAAACUCAGCAUCAGCAUUUGAUCCAACGUUUGUCAAGGAGCUUUUACAGAGGUUAACUACAGAAGAAGGAAAGACGGCCAAUCUUGAACUUUUGCUCGUUGAAGCAAACAGAUUAAAUGAAGAACUACAGAGAAAAGUGUCUACCGUAGCCAGGCAACAGGAGUCUUCGAGUGGAACAACCGAUCGACUACAGAGACAGUUCGAGUCCAUGAGUCACUCACUAGCACUUCGUAAUGUUAUGCUGACAGAUUUGGACGAAUACGUGAGGCAGCAGGAAGNAAUGAGUUAUGGUAGUCCGAGUCGUGUAUGUUCACCUAGAUGAGUUAGUAUAUUUUAUUUUAUCAAUUGAACUUGUAAGUGCUACUUAAGUUAAUAAUUUAACAGAGUUCAGUAAGUAAAACUGUGGGGAUGAGAAAACGACACGAAAUGUCACGUUUGAAUGGAUUUUUGAUACACCAAAAAGCUUUUCUUAACUGAGAAAAGAAUAUUGGAUCGAUGGUAAGAAUAAUUUAAUUGUAAUUGUGAGAUUUUUUUUAUUAAAACAAGUCAUGCGAGGCCGGGUCUAAGUUGUUCUGCAAUGUAAACAUGCCUAAGGGAUUGAAGAACUUUUUAAAAAUUGAAAUGAUUAAUUAUGCUUCAUGUUCCUUUACAUAAUUACGAGAGUUAUUGAUGUUGGCGGAGUCUCGAGAAAUACUGUUGCUAUACUAGUUCGAAGGUCUUUGUUUUAGCAAUUAAAAAAAAUAAUAAUAAAAAAAAUUGACCGUAGGGAAAUUUAUCUACAAAAAUGGAAAAUUAAAUUUCACCGUUCUGAAUUUCUCACAAGAACAGGUGUUCAUCAUUCAAUGUGUUAUGGCAAUAUUGUGACCAUGACAUCAUCACAUAAGCACUCCAAGCAGAUGUUGUACAUAGUAUAUGUUCGAGUAGAACAGCUUUUAGUUAAUAUGUGACAUUUGCAUAGAGUCCGUCCGGAAUCCUGCCCUGGCAGCUGAGCAAGAUGGCACCUGGCAUAGAAGUAAUAUCACUUAUUAAAAAUUUAGGAAUAAAAUUGAGUAAACUAUUUUUAAAAAGUAAAACAAACUAAAAGACACAUUUUCCGAAAAAAAGGUUGACUUGUGAAGAAAAUACCCAUCCGAGUUUCAGUAAAUCUUAGUCGGAAGCUCACUCUGACUAUAAACCAAGAGUUUUUUUAACUUGAUAUUGCUUGAAUCGCAAAAGUUAUCAGAUUUAAAGGUUUCAAUUCCUACUUUGUUGUUAAAAGCAAAUCAUAAGAAUAAAUUAGGGACGCUCACUACACUGAGGACGAAAGAACGAAGCAAAAAACAUCUUUACAGAGGCCAGUUUACCUUUUCCCAACUCAGCUGAUGUUAAAUGGUGUCAAAUGUACAUGUCUAACUUAAUCCAAACCUAUUUUACUUUUUCCUUUUGGUUUUUUCUUGGACUUUUUGACAACGUUAGUGCAAUUAGGUUUAUGUUGUCACUGGUAAAAUACCACAACUGUUUUAUUACAAUCUUUCUAAAGGAGAAAACAGGAAAGACUUCCCUAUACAAACACUACUUGCAGUUAAGACAUGCUCAUAGAUCCUUCCUUUUAUGUAGUAAAAAAAAAAAAAAAACUGCAUGCGCCUCCUAAAUCGACGAUCCCUCAUUAAAUAUCAGUCCCCCGAAGGAACUGACGAGAGCCGGCUUUUAUUUAAAGUCAAUCAUAAAAAGAAUUAAUUAAUCUUGUACUUACUCCGAGACACCGUCGUUCAUCAUGUUGCACUGGGAGACGCCGACGCUCGAACCUUCUUGGUAUUCCUUCUUCUGCAUUGCUCCUUCUAUCCCCUUCAAUUUCCAGUCUCUGUGCUCUGUUUACUCUUUGUUGUUCUUCCCUUGUCGCGCUCUCUACGAGGAAAGCUCUGUGCUCACGGCAGGUUGCUGUAAGAGCCAAGUACAUUUUGAAAACACAGAGCAGUACGAUCAGCAUCACGAUAAAUACAAGAAGAGAAACAAACAUCGCUAGUGGGUGCCCUACAUUCUGUCCCUUGUCGGAGUUAAACGAUCAUGCCUACGUCCGAGACGAUACUAUGUUUCUGAAGGUCAUAGUCGAUACGACGGAUUUAUAA